Molecule: messenger RNA, 4593 nt
Organism: Marmota flaviventris (yellow-bellied marmot)
Lineage: Eukaryota; Metazoa; Chordata; Mammalia; Rodentia; Sciuridae
Gene: Map3k19
Product: mitogen-activated protein kinase kinase kinase 19
Biological process (GO): protein phosphorylation
Molecular function (GO): protein kinase activity; ATP binding
Source: RefSeq, a predicted model, not a curated record
AUGAAUAAAAAUAAACUGAUUCAUGAUUUCCUGGAAUUUGUUUCAAGAGGUGAUAUGAAACUCAUCUGUGACCAUAUUACUAAAGUCUAUUCCAUCCUGGGAAACCUUGACUUUCAGCACCCAAAGACUGGAAAUACUCCUCUCAUUACUGCAGCAGAAGAAAAUUUAACAGAGGUUAUUGGAUUUCUUCUGGAAAAGGGAGCAGAUAUUACCCUUUGCAAUUAUAGCAACCAAACUGCAGUUCAUGUAGGCAACUGUGAUAUCCAAAGGCAACUCUUGGCAAUCAGUGGAAUCCAGGAUCCCCAAAUGAAACUUCUACAAAGUUCGUGGCAAGGUGAUCUUGAAAAACUUCAACAGUUACUGGCAUCUGAAGAAUUUCUGGAUAUAAAUUUCCCAAACCAACAUGGCUUGACUCCUCUGAUGCUGGCUGUGAGAGAUGUGGACCUGUUUGAGAGUCUUGACAUGCUAACAGUCUAUAGACCUGAGGAAGUCCUAUCGGAGCUCCUUAAGCAUGGCGCAGAUCCUAAACUCUGUGAUUCUAGUGGAAAAUCAGCAGUACAUUAUGUAUCACAAAUAGAAAGUUUGAAGAAACAGCAGUUAUUGGACAUUCUAAUGAAUUCUAUGCCAAAACCAGAAAAACAUGCUGAAUCAUUGCUUGACAUUUGUCAUGAUACAAAUUCUUCUCCAACUGAUAUGAUGACAAUUACCAAAAAUCAAAACAUAAUCUUGCAAAGCAUCAGCAGCAGUGAGGAAUUUGACCAAGAUGAAGACUGCAGUCAUUCCUUUUUGGUUAGUGAAGAAGGAGAUCUCAGGGGUGAAGGAAAAGACUGGUCACCCAGGACAGAAGGUGUGGAGAUUAUUGUGACUUUUCCAAGUGAUGUCAAUCAUCCCCAAGAAAUGAGCCAAGAAGAUUCGAAAGAAUGCAGUCAGAUAACCUCAGUGCAUCAAGAAUGGGCACAAGCAAAUUCUGUUUCUCUCCCAAAUGAAAUUGAGAUGGUGGACCUCAAGACAAAGAUGCUGACCAUGGAGCCUUUACUUCCAAAGAAAGAAGAAAGUUCCAAGGAUCUCUGUGAUGUGAACUUGGACUUUUUGUUGCCCAGACGUUGCUUAGAACCAGACAUCUCUAAAACUGUAACCAGAGAAGAGGCUCCUCAUUUUCUGAAGGGGCAGCAAAGAAAAUUAGAAGAAGUUUCUACCUCUGAUAUGAAAUACAGUAGCCGAAGAAUCGAGUUCCCUCUGCCUCCACUGUCACUCUUGCCCAUGAGAUCUGGUGUCCUCACUCUCCCCCAAAGUUACAAGUUCCCAAAAGAGAGAGAAAGAAAUAUUUCAAGCCUUACACCCUUCAUACCUAAACUCCCAGCAUCGGUCAGUUCAUCUGAUGAGUUUAGUCCAGCAAACCAGCAGCAGGAAGCCCCACUGAAAAGGUUGGUGGAUCAGACUCUCAGGUUUUCUGAUAGCUCCAUUUGGUCAAGAAACAUGUGCUCUUUUCGGAAGUCUGAUCAUCACAGGCAACACCUGGAGGUGGAGGUGAAUUGGAAAUCCAAGGAAAGAGAAGGAUGGGACAACAUGGAAAUCUCUCUCUUUGAAAAAGGGAAGUCUUUGGUGUCCUUUGAGAAUAUUAAGGAAGGCAAACUUUCUACAGAUAGGGAAAAGGAUAUUGAAUGUCAUGGUCCUGAAGUGAGAAAAGCAGAAGAGAACCCUCAAGAUUUUUCAUCAAGAAAGAAAGAGGAUUCAGCAGCCAGUAAAUCUGAACAAAAUGCAGAAACUGUAUGUACUGUUCCAAGCAAGCUCCAAGAAGCUCAGCAUACAGAAAUAACACCAAAUGAGGAUGAAGAAGUUAGACAUGACAAAAUUGAUUCAAAAAGCUCUUCAGUAUAUAAGGGUGAAACAGUGAGACCAAGAGAUAUUUUAGAAGAGUUUACAGUACUUCAAAGCUUGUCCAGUGUAGUCUCUGAUGGCCCCUUUGGAAAGCUUCCAGAAGGUCAUAAUGAUAUGGGGACAAAUGUAAAAAUAUCAAUGGCAGAAGCAAUGAAACCAGAGAUGAAUGGGCUGGUGCCUCUUAUCCACAUUACUUUCCCUGGAGAUGGAGUCCCCAAGGAAACAGCGAUAACCAAGCCAAGCCUCCAAAAAAGGAAGAGCUCUAUUCGUAACAAUAGCUUCAAUGUUCUUGCACACCAAGAAAAUGACAAACGUAAGAUGAAGACCCAUAGAAGUAAGUUGGAUUCAAAGACCAAGAUAAACAACAGGACACCUCACAAUUUCAUGAUUUCCAUUCAAGCUUCUAUUAAGCCUAAUAUGCAUAAAACUAGCAUAAAAACUCAGAUUUUCCCUGCAUUGGAGUUUGUUGACUCUGGCCCUCAGCAAUCAUCCAAGUUUCAAAGGAGAAUGCCACCAUUAGAAAAGAAGCAAUCCAGCUAUUGGACUCAGAAAACUAAAAAGCAAUCAUUUCCUUGCAUAUGUAAAAAUCCAGGAAUAAAAAAGCCAUGUGUUCCUCUCUCUGUUCAACCAACAGAGCCAAGACUACAUUACCUAGAUCUUAAAUAUAGUGACAUGUUCAAGGAAAUCAAUUCAACUGCUAAUGGACCUGGAAUCUAUGAAAUGUUUGGGACCCCUGUUUAUAGUCACUUGCGAGAGGCUGAACGGCAUGAAAACAAGUAUUAUCAUGAGAUAUGUUCAGUUCCAUCAGGCAGAUGUAUCUCUAAUAAAUGUCGAUCUUCACACAGUGAGAGGAACAGCAACAGCAGAGCAAGACUUUCUCAGAAAAGACCACAUAUUAAACCUACAAAGCCUUCACUUGGCCUUAAACAAAAGCAUAAAAGUUCAAUUUCUAAGGAAAAGGGCUGCAAGGCUAUAGGUAGCCACUUACAAGACAUUGAAAAUAGUAAUGGUAUUUCAGAUGCAGAUUGGCAGAUACACUCUUCAGGAAAUGUCUUUCUAUCUUCCAAAGAUGAAGUUCAGACUAUGAACUUGGCCCAAACUCCUGAGCAGUUCCCUGAACAAAAUGAGCUUCUUCCUGCCCUAGAUAUAUCUAUAGUUGAAGAAAUAUCUAUGGAAGAGUCUACGGAUGAAGGUGACAUUUCCAAUAAUCAAAUCCUUGCCACAAGUCUUAGAGACCUGCAAGAACUUGAAGAGCUACAUCACCAGAUCCCAUUUGUCCCUUCAGAAAACAGCUGGGUCUUGCCCAGUGAGAAGAGUUCUAACAAGUAUGCAUUUGAAGAAAAGAAUAAUAAUGCACCUCUUCAUAAAAUAGAUUCCAGCCAAAUGUUAACAAAUUAUCUUGAGUUUGAUAGUGUUUUGGAUAACCCCAAAACACUUGGGGGUUUCUCUUUCCAAGAGGAACAAGAAAAUGCAUCUUCCCAAACAUAUCAACACUGGGCACAUUCUUUGGAUCAAGAUAGUUUAGCAAAUAAGUCAAUCACAUAUCAAACACUUGGAACAACUUUAAAUGAUGCAAAUUCAAUUUCCCAAGAAAUUCUGGACUCAGUAAAGAAAGAAGAAUUGACAGAUGAACUAUUAGGUUGUCUAGCUGCAGAACUGUUAGCUCUUGAUGAAAAAGACAAUAACUCUUCCCAAAUGAUGGCAAAUGAAACUGAUCCUGAGAACCUAAAUCUUGUCCUCAGUAGGAAAGGAAAUACUACCAAAGAACUGGGCAGAGAGACAACAAAUGUCAGAAUACAGAGGUAUAGUAAUGGGUUCGGGAUAUAUGACAGGGAAGAGAAAUUUCUCAACUCAAAUGAAAAGAAGACAUUUUCUGAAAAUAGUUUAAAGCAUGAAGAACCUAUCCUGUGGACUAAGGGUGAGAUCCUUGGCAAGGGAGCCUACGGCACAGUAUACUGUGGUCUCACUAGCCAAGGGCAGCUAAUAGCUGUAAAACAGGUGACCUUGGAUACCUCUGAUAAAUUGGCUACUGAAAAAGAAUACCGGAAACUGCAGGAAGAAGUAGAUUUACUUAAAGCACUGAAACAUGUCAACAUUGUGGCUUAUUUGGGGACUUGCUUGGAAGAGAACAUUGUAAGCAUUUUCAUGGAGUUUGUUCCUGGUGGCUCAAUUUCUAGUAUUAUAAACCGUUUUGGACCAUUGCCUGAGAUGGUGUUCUGUAAAUAUACAAAACAAAUUCUGCAAGGUGUUGCUUAUCUCCAUGAGAACUGUGUGGUCCAUCGAGAUAUCAAAGGAAAUAAUGUUAUGCUCAUGCCAACUGGAAUCAUAAAGCUGAUCGAUUUUGGCUGUGCUAAGCGUUUGGCUUGGGCAGGCUUAAAUGGCACUCACAGUGACAUGCUUAAGUCCAUGCAUGGGACUCCAUAUUGGAUGGCCCCAGAAGUCAUCAAUGAGUCUGGCUAUGGAAGGAAAUCAGACAUUUGGAGCAUUGGUUGCACUGUGUUUGAGAUGGCUACAGGGAAGCCUCCACUGGCUUCCAUGGACAGGAUGGCAGCCAUGUUUUACAUUGGAGCCCACCGAGGGCUGAUGCCUCCUUUACCAGACCACUUCUCAGAAAAUGCAUCAGAUUUUGUGCGCAUGUGCCUGACCAGGGACCAGCAUGAGCGACCUUCAGCUCUCCAGCUCCUGAAACACUCCUUCUUGAAGAGAAAUCACUGA